AUGGCUGCCAACGGACGCGGCGGCCUGCGCAGCAGCGCCUUCAACACCGCUCCUGAGAGUGGUAACGACUUCCAGCGCCGCGGUCCCGGCCACGCUCGUACGGGAUCUAGGAACUACGAGGGCAACUGGCGCACCCAAGGCCAAACUCAGGACCAACCCAGCAACGUUGGCCAGAACCAGGGCUUCCAGCCCGGCCACCGUCCCCGCGGCUCCGUCAACCAGUCCAUGUCCGCUAUCGGUGGCUUUCAGUAUAACCCCAGCCAGGCUCCGGUCCUUCCACUUGCUGGCCAGAUGAUGAUGCCCCAGAUGUACAAUCAGCAGCUCAACCAUAUGCAGAUCAGCCAGCUUCAGGCUUUGCAAGCUGCCCAGAUGAACUCUCAACAGUUCCAGGGCCUUCAGGGCUCCCAACACGCUGGACAGCUGGGUGGCCAGCAACAGCAGCAGCAGCGAAAGACGCUCUUCACCCCCUAUCUCCCGCAGGCUACUCUUCCCGCCUUGCUUGGGGAUGGCCAGCUUGUGUCGGGUAUCCUCCGAGUCAACAAGAAGAAUCGCAGUGAUGCUUAUGUCACGACUCUCGAUGGCCUCUUGGAUGCCGACAUCUUCAUUUGCGGUAGCAAAGACCGUAACCGCGCCCUUGAGGGUGAUUUGGUCGCCGUUGAGCUCCUGGAUGUCGACGAAGUAUGGGGCCAGAAGCGCGAGAAGGAAGAGAAGAAGAAGCGAAAGGACAUCACCGACACUCGCUCCGGCUCCAUCAACCAAGGCAGCCAGGCCCCUGGCCAAGCCGAUGAGAACAACCCUCCCGAUGGAGCCAUUCGCCGCCGUGGCAGUCUCCGCCAGCGUCCCACGCAGAAGAAGAACGACGACGUCGAAGUCGAGGGCCAGAGCCUGCUCCUUGUCGAGGAAGAAGAGAUCAACGAUGAACAGAAGCCUCUGUAUGCCGGCCACGUUGUUGCCGUUAUUGAGCGUGUGGCAGGCCAGAUGUUUUCAGGUACUCUGGGCUUGCUUCGACCCAGUAGCCAGGCUACCAAGGAGAAGCAGGAAGCCGAAAGAGCUGCCCGAGAAGGUGGCAAUUCCCGUGGGAAUGACAGUCGCCAGCAGGACAAGCCCAAGAUUGUUUGGUUCAAGCCUACUGACAAGCGCGUCCCCCUGAUUGCCAUCCCCACGGAGCAAGCUCCCCGAGACUUUGUUGAGAAGCACCAGGACUAUGCCGAUCGCAUCUUUGUUGCAUGCAUCAAGAGAUGGCCCAUCACGUCGCUUCAUCCCUUUGGUACGCUUGUAGAGCAGUUGGGUCGUAUGGGUGACCUUAAGGUGGAGACCGAUGCGCUGCUUCGCGACAACAACUUCGGUUCCGACGAGUUCUCCGACGCUGUUUUGCGCAGUGUCGGCCUCCAGGAUUGGUCGCUCGCCCAAGAGGACGAGGCGGCCAUUGCCUCGCGCCGCGACUACCGCGAUGAAAAGGUCUUCACCAUCGACUUCAACGGCAGUGCCGAACUCGGAAAUGCGGUUCACGUCACUUCCCGACCCGAUGGCAAGAUUGAUAUUGGUAUCCACGUUCCGGAUGUCACGCAUUUUGUCAAGCCCAACUCUCUCGUGGACCGAGAGGCCAAGAAGCGUGGUACCGCCGUCCACCUCAUCAACCGAUUCUGCCCUCUGCUGCCUCCCAAGCUGUCUGGGGAGGUUUGCUCUCUCGUGCCAGGCGAGGAGCGUCUGACCGUCAGUGUCGUUUUCACCGUGAACCCUGUCAACGGCGCCGUUGCCGAAGGCGAUGCCUGGGUGGGCAAGAGCAUCAUCAAAUCCACCGGCAAGGUGUCGCUGGCCGAUAUUGACAAGGCCCUGACUGACGCUUCCACCUAUGACAAUGCGGCCGUUCCGGUCAACACCAUCCAGAUCCUGCAGGCUGUCGCCCAGAAAUUCCGGGAAGCUCGCCUGGGUGCCGGCAGCGAGCCCAUCGCCCCUCUCCGCUUAUUGAAGCAGCUGGAUGACGAGAACCACCAAGUGCAGCACAACAUCUUUGAUUCUACGGAGGCCCUGGAGCUUGUCGAAGAGCUCAUGCACAAGGCAAACAGCUAUGUGGCCCAGCGUCUGGCAGAAGGCUUACCUGACAAGGCUCUGCUGCGUCGCCAGGCCGCUCCCAACCCACGACGCCUGCAGACGUUUGUCGAGCGCAUGACAGCCCUUGGAUACGACAUCGAUGCCUCUGGAAGCGGGGCACUCCAGAACAGCCUUUUCAAGGUCGAAGAUGCCGAUCUGCGCAAGGGCAUGGAGACGGUUCUUCUCAAGUCUAUGCAGCGAGCCAAGUACUUCAUUGCCGGCAAGACUCCCAAGGUCGUGUGGCCUCACUACACGCUCAACCUGCCGCUGUACACACACUUUACGUACCCUACCCGCCGAUAUGCUGAUAUCAUUGUCCAUCGACAGCUGGAAGCUGUUCUUUCCGAGGGCAAGAUUGAAUUUGCCGACGAUAUGGAGAACCUCGUUAAGACUGUCGAGCUCUGCAACACCAAGAAGGACUCGGCGCAGAACGCGCAAGAGCAGAGCAUCCACAUUGAAUCCUGCCGCACCAUGGACAAGAAGCGACAGGAGGUCAAUGGUGAUCUCAUUGCUGAGGGCAUUGUCCUCUGCGUGUACGAGUCGGCUUUCGACGUACUGAUUCCCGAGUGGGGCUUCGAGAAGAGGGUCCAUUGCGAUCAGCUACCGCUGAAGAAGGCAGAGUUCAGAAAGGAGAAGCGUGUUCUGGAGCUUUACUGGGAGAAGGGCGUUCCCAGCUCCGCGUAUGUGCCUGAGGAUGAGAGGCCCAAGGCUGCGGCCUCCAUGAGAAUGUCCAAUGCGCUGGCCGCUGCUCGACAGGCAGAAGAGGCCGAGCGGGUGAAGAAGGAGAGGGAGGAGGCCGCUCGCAAGCAGACCGUCACCGGUACCAUCUCCACGGACGAUGUCGACGCCCUGUUUGAUGAUGACGAGGACGAUACUUCGGACGUGACCGAAGCCAUGGCGGGAGCAUCGCUGGCUGAGCGACCCACGCAGAGUGUGCCGGGAUCGCCAGCACGCUCAGCUUCCAAUGCCGGAACACUGCACCGGACCCGAUCCGAUUCCAAGGUCCCCAUCGCAGAGGCCGUGGAGACACGAUUGACGAACAAGGAGAAGUACCUCAAGCUGUUCACUCUACGCGAGGAGGGUGGAGACUACAUCCAAGACGUGACUGAGAUGACCCGGGUUCCCAUCAUUCUCAAGACGGACCUUACCAAGAGCCCACCUUGCCUUACCAUUCGGUCUCUCAACCCCUAUGCGUUGUAG
Messenger RNA from Trichoderma citrinoviride, 3291 nucleotides. RefSeq names its product RNB-domain-containing protein. The record is from RefSeq and is a predicted model, not a curated record. The coding region runs from base 1 to 3291 and encodes 1096 amino acids. Gene Ontology annotation, molecular function: RNA binding; 3'-5'-RNA exonuclease activity. Gene Ontology annotation, cellular component: exosome (RNase complex); P-body. The transcript is spliced from 2 exons. Gene Ontology annotation, biological process: mRNA catabolic process. NCBI's taxonomy places the organism in Eukaryota, Fungi, Ascomycota, Sordariomycetes, Hypocreales, Hypocreaceae.